AUGGAGAAGCCACUGUCCCCGACUCUGAUGGAGAAUGCCUCAAUUCGCGCCAACCUUGAGGAACUUCCCAUCGCCGAGAUCUUGUGGCUUGAGUCCAAGCUGAAGCCAAAGAGCGCUCAUGCUCCCUAUCCUUUCAAAGGAAAGCCUCUUCUCUGGAUUGCGCAUUUUGAAGUCUUGGAGAUGCCUUGUAUCGUGGCCGGUCUUCUGGUCAACCCAGUGUUCCUCUCGAGAUUCUUCUCCGAAUACGGCGGCGCGGACGGAACGAGCGAGAAUAUCGACGAUCCUUCAAUCACAGGCAUCCUCGUUGCAUGUCUUCAAGUCUCGGCGGUUCUCGGCUCCCUAAUUGCUGGCAGCCUCGGCGACAUGAUAGGAAGAAAGAGAUGUGUGAGAUUGGGCGGUUUCAUCUACUUUGCUGCCGCCUUCAUUCAAGCUUUUGCCCCUGGUUUCAACACAUUUGUUGCCGGUCGGACUCUGCAGGGCUUGGGCGUUGGCUUCCUUUCCAUGGCUGUUCCUGUCAUCCAGACUGAGAUCGCCGCGCCGCAUCGUCGUGGUCUCAUGGUUGGUGUUGAAUACACAUUCCUUAUUGGUGGCUACGCACUUUCGACCUGGAUGGGUCUUGCAUUCAUUCUCUUCUCCAUAUCCUUUAUUCUUCCCGAAACUCCCCGCUGGCUGGCACGCAAUGGUUUUGCGAAAGAGUGUCUUCAAACCGUCGCGGAUCUGCAUACUCCAGAUGGGAAUACGCAGGCCGAGCAUGUUCAACAGGUUAUGUUGGAGAUCAGAGAUGCUGUGUGCUACGAAGCGAGCUUGAAGCAGUCAACUUGGCGGGAGAUGUUUACUCGUUACCGGAAACGUACUAUUGUUGGCAUCACGGCACAGAUGUUUGCUCAGCUCAACGGCAUCAACGUCAUCUCGUUCUAUCUACCGACAACCCUUGCUAAGGCUGGUAUUCUUAUGGCGAUAGCCCUCUGCAUCGUUUGUGCCUUUACCGAAGCCCAUAUCCAUAACGCCAGUACACGAGCGCACGGCAUCUACGCUUUCGUCGUCAUUUACAACGCUAUCUACGGCUUCACCUGGGGCCCAAUUCCUUGGUUGCUACCUGCCGAGGUAUUCCCCCUGCGUGCUCGAAGCAAAGGCAUGGCCCUUGCUACAUGCUCCAACUGGCUCUUCAACUUUGCCAUUGGUAUGUCGGCCCCGGACGCAUUCGACGGCAUUGGAGGAUACUACUAUGUGAUCAUUGCGGGAUUCUGUCUGAUCUCUGUUGGAAUUGCAUACUUUUAUUAUGUUGAGACAGCUGGCCAUACGCUUGAAGAGAUUGCAUUGGCAUUUGGUGAUAAAGCGUUUGUAGAUGAUGAUGGGGCGGUUGUUGGAGCAGCACAUCUGAGAAGAGAUGAUGCCAUCAAGUCCGUGAUGGCUUGA
Fusarium mangiferae is the source of this 1416-nucleotide messenger RNA. RefSeq lists its product as uncharacterized. NCBI's taxonomy places the organism in Eukaryota, Fungi, Ascomycota, Sordariomycetes, Hypocreales, Nectriaceae. Gene Ontology annotation, molecular function: carbohydrate:proton symporter activity. Gene Ontology annotation, biological process: carbohydrate transport; transmembrane transport. The coding region runs from base 1 to 1416 and encodes 471 amino acids. Gene Ontology annotation, cellular component: membrane. The record is from RefSeq and is a predicted model, not a curated record. The transcript has 4 exons.